Aspergillus homomorphus CBS 101889 is the source of this 1357-nucleotide messenger RNA. Its product is annotated as intradiol ring-cleavage dioxygenase. Lineage: Eukaryota; Fungi; Ascomycota; Eurotiomycetes; Eurotiales; Aspergillaceae. The coding region runs from base 92 to 1150 and encodes 352 amino acids. The record is from RefSeq and is a predicted model, not a curated record. Gene Ontology annotation, molecular function: ferric iron binding; oxidoreductase activity, acting on single donors with incorporation of molecular oxygen, incorporation of two atoms of oxygen. The transcript has a single exon.
AGUGUCGUGUUGAUCUUCUUCGGACACUCCAACACCAUCAAUCCUUUCAGACUCCCAUUGUCCUCAAACCCUCUUCUCUCAAUCAAUCAAAAUGCAAAUCCUUCAGCUCAAGCAGGCGAUCGCACUUUCGCUGGCCGGCUUUGCAAUUGCCCAUCCCGGAGCCCACGAGCCUAGCUCUUUUACCGAUGUCUCUAAGCGUGCCUUCCUGCACAACGCCCAUCGGAGUCUCAGCCAAUGCGCCGGACAGCUCGAGAGAAGAGGCGUGCACGAACGUGCUGCUUCUCGCCGCGCAGCCUUGUUUGAGAAAAACAAAAAGCGCUCCCUGGGUCUCCGCGACACAGAGACUGUGGUGAACACCUCGCACCACUCGCCCCUCCAUGUGACGCCCAACACUUCCGAGUCGGAGCUCUUUGCGAAGGACCCAGUUUGCAUUCUCGCUCCGGAGGGUGAAGUUGGUCCCUUCUGGGUCAAAGGGGAGCUUAUCCGCCACGACAUCUCUGAUGGUCAAGCGGGAGUGCCCAUCAUCCUCGACGGGCAGUUCAUCGACAUCAACACCUGUGAGCCCAUUCAGGAUCUGUACUGGGACGUGUGGAACUGCAACUCGACCGGCGUCUACUCCGGAGUCCAGAGCAGCAUGAACGGAAACGGCAACGAUGCUUCCAACCUCGACAAGACCUUCCUCCGCGGCAUCCAGAAGACCGAUUCUGACGGUGUCGCUGGAUUCAAGACCGUCUUUCCGGGACACUACUCGGGUCGCGCGACUCACGUCCACGUCAUCGCCCAUGUGGGUGCUCAGGUCCUCGCAAACAAUACGCUGACGGGCGGCCAUAUCCCGCACAUCGGGCAGUUGUUCUUUGACCAGGAUCUGAUCGCGCAGGUUGAGGCGACCUACCCUUACAAUACCAGCACGGUUGCCAUCACCAUGAACGCGGAUGACCAUGUGGUCAAGGUCGAGACUGAGGACAGUGACUCUGAUCCGUUCUUCGAGUAUGCGUUGCUGGGUGAUUCGAUCGAGGAUGGUAUUCUGGCCUGGAUUACUCUCGGUAUCAACGUCACCGCCAGCCACGACUCCAGUGCUACUUGGGCGUCGACUUUGACUUCCUCCGGCGGUGUUACCAACGAGGAUUCUUCCAGCGACGUGGAAAUGUAAGCCGUGCGCCUGCAAGCCAGAAAUGGACUCGUGCCAUGGCUGCGGGGUGCCUCAACUGUCGGCCUUCAAAAAUAUCAAGCUCGUGAUUUGCUAUGCGGUCUCACUCCACUCUACCUCAGGGCUGUUCCCUAUCCGUUCUUUGUUUAGAAAAUAGUUAGAAACUAGUCAGCUCAGAAGACAAAGUUGUUCAUUAUUCGCUACCACAAU